AGACGAGACAUAAACAGAGGUUUCUACGAAAUGGAAGAACGUUCUGGAAGCGUUUCACUCUCAUUAAAAAAACUAAACCCUAAGACCCAACGUCUCGGUUCUUUCUUUCUGCCUAACCUGCCUCCUUAUCCACUCUCUACCAAAACAAAGAAAGAAGGUAACGCCUUUUUCUUGUUCAUCAAACUAAAAUGGCCUCUGCAAAUGCUCUUUCUUCAGCUUCUAUUCUUUGCUCUCCCAAACAGGGGAGUUUGAGGAGGGGAAAUCAGCAGCAGAAUCAAAAGAUGAACUGUAGGCAAGGAAAUAGGCGAUUUGCUGUGAGAGCUUGUGCAAAGGAAAUUGCUUUUGACCAGAACUCAAGGGCUGCAAUGCAGGCUGGCAUUGAUAAGCUUGCUGAUGCUGUUGGCCUUACUCUUGGUCCUAGGGGGAGGAAUGUUGUCUUGGAUGAAUUUGGAAGUCCAAAGGUUGUCAAUGAUGGAGUGACAAUAGCCAGAGCUAUUGAGCUUCCUAAUGCCAUGGAAAAUGCUGGUGCAGCUCUUAUCAGAGAGGUUGCGAGUAAAACUAAUGACUCUGCGGGUGAUGGGACAACUACGGCGUCUGUUCUUGCACGGGAAAUAAUCAAACUUGGACUUCUGAGUGUUACCUCUGGUGCAAACCCAGUCUCAGUAAAGAGGGGUAUUGAUAAAACUGUACAAGGGUUGGUAGAAGAGCUGGAAAAGAAAGCUAGGCCUGUUAAAGGUCGUGAUGAUAUCAAAGCUGUGGCCUCCAUUUCUGCUGGAAAUGAUGACCUUAUUGGAACAAUGAUUGCUGAUGCAAUUGAAAAAGUUGGGCCUGAUGGUGUUUUGUCCAUUGAAUCAUCAACCUCAUUUGAGACCACAGUUGAUGUUGAGGAAGGAAUGGAGAUUGACAGAGGCUACAUCUCGCCACAAUUUGUAACAAAUCUUGAGAAAUUAAUUUGUGAAUUUGAGAAUGCAAGAGUGUUAAUAACUGAUCAAAAGAUUUCAGCGAUAAAGGACAUAAUUCCCCUGUUGGAGAAGAUUACUCAAUUAAGAUCUCCUUUGCUUAUAAUUGCCGAGGAUGUCACUGGAGAGGCUCUGGCCGCUCUUGUGGUGAACAAGCUGCGGGGCAUCCUCAAUGUUGCGGCCAUUAAAGCUCCUGGUUUUGGUGAAAGGAGAAAAGCUCUCCUUCAAGAUAUUGCCAUUCUGACUGGUGCUGAGUUCCAAGCUAGUGAUUUGGGUUUGCUCGUUGAGAACACGUCAGUUGAGCAGCUUGGUAUAGCCAGAAAAGUGAUCAUUACCAAGGAUUCAACUCAACUAAUUGCUGAUGCUGCUUCAAAGGAUGAGAUACAAGAUAGGGUGGCACAACUAAAGAAAGAGCUAGCUGAGACAGAUUCUGUCUACGACUCAGAAAAAUUGGCAGAAAGGAUUGCGAAACUGUCUGGUGGUGUUGCUGUGAUUAAAGUGGGGGCUGCAACGGAGACUGAACUUGAGGAUCGCAAGCUAAAGAUUGAAGAUGCCAAGAAUGCUACAUUUGCUGCCAUAGAGGAAGGGAUUGUGCCUGGUGGUGGUGCUGCAUUAGUUCAUCUCUCAACUUGUGUUCCUGCAAUUAAGGAGAAGCUUGAAGAAGCAGAUGAGCGCUUAGGAGCUGAUAUUGUGCAGAAGGCUCUGGCUGCACCAGCCUCGUUGAUAGCUCAAAAUGCAGGAAUGGAAGGUGAGGUGGUGGUGGAGAAGCUGAAGAGUAGUGAAUGGGAGAUUGGUUACAAUGCUAUGACAGACAAGUAUGAGAACUUGCUGGAGGCUGGAGUUAUUGACCCAGCAAAGGUGACAAGAUGUGCACUGCAGAAUGCAUCUUCAGUUGCGGGAAUGGUCCUUACCACUCAGGCCAUUGUUGUUGAGAAGCCCAAGCCUAAGGCUCCAGCUGCUGCUCCUCCACAAGGUCUUACCAUUUAAUCACUAGGAUCUAUACGCUGGUCAGGUUUUUUAGAGAUGAAGAGCAAUAUUCCCGCGGUGAAUCACAAGAAAAUGCCUGAUGAUCUGAGGUUUUCCUUUCCAUGUUAGAAAUGUGCCUUUUUUUUUUUUUUGUAUGGAUCAAUAAAAAUUUACUUAGGGAUCCUGAACAAUGUUGAUAGACAUUUCAUAAUUUUUUUUUCUUGCCAGUAUGAAGUGUGUAAUACCAGUUCCAAUCUUCGGUUUGCACAAAUAUGUUCUAAUGAUUCAUACGAUACGAUACGAGGACAUACAUGCUCUACUCACCCACAAGUCGACUUGGGUUGCAUGCCUUCCAAAAACCUUACACUGUGAAAGCCGCAGGCCUAUGUCUAGUAGCAGUAUCUAAUGAUACAGAAUAGCCCAUGAAAAUAUUUGGGUUUUCAUGGAUUAUGGCUAGUCCCAACAAAGUUCUUGGAAGGAAGGAAAACAAGAAAUAAGUGGAUACCAUGUUUGUUUGCUGUCUUUCUUUGCUUUUCCCAGUCUAGCGGCAAGGCUUUUACCUCCUCCCUAUUCCUAGGCAUCAACACAACCCAGGUAACGGCUAGUCCAUGGAUCAUGAUCAAGAUGAUUACUUUUUUCAGUGAGCUGUGAUCCUCUUGCAUCUUAUCCUUCGAAGCAGCACCCAGUUUAAAUAAGUUGAUGUGUGGAACAAUUUAUUCAAAGUAACCAGUGGUUUUUUUUUUUUUUAAAUAUUUAUAUUUACUAGAUUGGUAAUGAAGGUUUAGUCUAACAUGAUUCUAUAAAUCAUUGUAAUCCAGCUUUUACUUUGUUUAAUGCGUCGAAUCCAUUAAUAAAUGAAGGUUUUACAUUAGA
Molecule: messenger RNA, 2798 nt
Organism: Durio zibethinus
Lineage: Eukaryota; Viridiplantae; Streptophyta; Magnoliopsida; Malvales; Malvaceae
Product: ruBisCO large subunit-binding protein subunit alpha-like
Biological process (GO): protein refolding
Molecular function (GO): ATP-dependent protein folding chaperone; ATP binding
Source: RefSeq, a predicted model, not a curated record